UACGGACAAAGUUCUUCUCGUGUUUAUCUUUCUCACGCCCUUUUCUGGUUCUCCGGGUGACUGCUAGGGUUAGGGUUAGGGUUUGCGUUCGGGUGCUCCGGAUCGUGCAUCGUCAAUGGAGGAGAUUACGGAGGGAGUGAAUAAUCUCAACGUGAGCGACACUCACAAGAAGAACAGGAUUCAGGUCUCCAAUACCAAGAAACCCCUUUUCUUUUACGUCAACCUCGCCAAGAGGUACAUGCAACAACAUGAGGAAGUUGAGCUCUCUGCUCUUGGGAUGGCAAUUGCCACCGUCGUUACCAUUGCAGAGAUCCUGAAGAAUAAUGGGCUUGCUGUGGAGAAGAAAAUUAUGACCUCUACUGUUGACAUGAAGGAUGAAACAAGGGGCAGGCCCAUUCAGAAAGCGAAGAUCGAAAUUUUAUUGGGUAAGACAGAAAAUUUCGAUGAGUUGAUGGCCGCUGCUGCAGAGGAAAGGGAAGCGGCUGAUGCUGAGGGGCAGAACUGAGUGUUUAUCUGUUUGUCUUGCAUUACUUAAUUUGUUUUCUCUGGACAAGAAAAAGUGAUGAUAAAUUUUCUUUAAGUUUUGUUUUAAUCAUUUAUUGUAGCUUUGCAACUUGUGGUGAUCGUAUAUUAGUAAAAGUUUCAAUUUCUUGGUUCUUUAAUUGAGAGGCUGGUUUAUGUGA
Messenger RNA from Dioscorea cayenensis subsp. rotundata (Guinea yam), 683 nucleotides. RefSeq lists its product as uncharacterized. The transcript has 5 exons. Lineage: Eukaryota; Viridiplantae; Streptophyta; Magnoliopsida; Dioscoreales; Dioscoreaceae. Bases 116 to 505 code for a protein of 129 amino acids. The record is from RefSeq and is a predicted model, not a curated record. Gene Ontology annotation, cellular component: nucleus. Gene Ontology annotation, molecular function: RNA binding.